ACGCGCCAAGCAUUGCGGGGAAAAACAAAGUGGAGCUCCCAAACGCCCCAGACCUAACCGAGUUCAGGAUUUGCAGAAGCACUUUUCCUCAAUCUCCUGCUCUCUGUUCCAAAUGGAAUAGGAUCAGGUUUAUUUACCCACUGUGAGGGUGAGAAGAGCAGACCCCGGAGCCCCUGAGGCCCUCCCUACAUCUUUGGAACACGCUAGUAAUUCACUGAUAACAGGAAACUAUGAGGGACCCUGUGAGUAGCCAGUACAGCUCCUUUCUUUUCUGGAGGAUGCCUAUCCCAGAACUGGAUCUGUCGGAGCUGGAAGGCCUGGGUCUGUCAGAUACACCCACCUACAAGAUCAAGGACAGCAGCGUUGGCAAAAUGACCGGGCAAGCAACAGGAGCAGAACAAGAGAAAAACCCAGAAGGUGAUACCCUCCUAGAGUACAGCACCUUCAACUUCUGGAGAGCUCCCAUUGCCAGCAUCCACUCCUUCGAAUUGGACUUGCUCUAGGCUAAGACUUACCUCUCCUUCCACCUUGCCCUUACUGUCUUCUCUUUUAAGCCCAUUCCUUCUCAUCCCUUUCCCAAAUUAAUCUUGUUCUCUUCUCUCUAUUGUGUUGGUGGUGCUGAUGAAUCUGCCAGUUGUUUGUUUGUUUGUUUAUUUAUUUAACUACCUACCUACUUACUCCAUUUCUCUCAAAAGCCCUCACACCAAAGUAAAGGGUUCAAGUAAGGGAGUACUGGAUCACAGAAAUCCUAACCCCACCCCUUGGAUUAACCCCAGAAAAUAGGCUUUGGGGAGGCAUCAGGGAGUAGUAGUGUAAAAUAGAAGACCAUUUUGGUUUCAUUUUUAAUCAGCUUUAAAGAUUGUUCAUGCCCUCUGGCAGAGGGCUUGCUUGGCAUGUGUAAGACCUUGGGUUUGAUCCCUAGCACCACAAAAAAGAAAAAGAUUGCUUAAACCUUUGUAGUUUCCUGUAGUUACCAGUAAACUUAAGUAUUUUUUCCAGGGUUAGUGAAAAUCUUCUAAUUUUUAAUUUAAGAUGACUUGCCACACAGAGUGAUCCAAAAUGCUAAAAUGAUAUUUUUUUUUAAUCCUGCUCCCUAUAAUACAUUCUUUUCCCCAGAGAAAUUGGGGGUUAAGGUAUAAAACAAGAGGAAAUAUUAUGGAAAAUGAAAAUAGUUCAGAAAUAGUUGAAGCUCUUUCCUUCCAAAAAGUGUUCUUUUGUUUUCUGCAGUACUGGGGAUCCAACCUAGGGGCCUUUUACCACUGAACUAUAUCCCUAGCCCAUUUUAUUUUUUUAAUUUUGAGAUGGGGUCUGAGUUGCCCAUGCUGGCCUUGAACUUGUCAUCCUUUUGUCAGCCUCCCUAGUCCAAAAGGGUGUUCUUGAGCCUACUCACUUAUAACUUUGCUUCUAACUGUGGGUUGAAAAUUCUAAGGAAAAUUAGAUUUUAAAUCUUAAGAAGAAACCUUGCUAUUAGGAUAAUUUGUAAGGUUCUAAUCAGUCUUCUAAAAAGCAUAGGGGUUUGGUCCUGAGUAGUUAGUCUUGCCCCUUCCUCAUUUGCAAUAUAUAAUACUACUAAUCAGUUGGCCUCAGGCACAGUUCUAAAGCUACCUUAAGACCAUGAAAUGAACAAUUACAUUCUGCCCCUACACCUUGUUCCCACUCCUUGCAAAAUUACUGCUGAUUUGUGCUGCCAUUUACUCAUUUAUUUAAUAAAGACAUUCAAUCCCA
This is a messenger RNA of Sciurus carolinensis (gray squirrel), 1725 nucleotides long. It is a transcript of the gene Mllt11, whose product is annotated as MLLT11 transcription factor 7 cofactor. The record is from RefSeq and is a predicted model, not a curated record. Gene Ontology annotation, biological process: apoptotic signaling pathway; positive regulation of mitochondrial depolarization; positive regulation of DNA-templated transcription. The coding region runs from base 231 to 503 and encodes 90 amino acids. The transcript has 3 exons. Gene Ontology annotation, cellular component: nucleoplasm; cytosol. Lineage: Eukaryota; Metazoa; Chordata; Mammalia; Rodentia; Sciuridae.